AUGGGUUUUAAAUCAGCAACAGAAAUGACACAAUUUCCUUGCAUCAUGAAGACAGAUAUCAAUUUCUUCCUGAAGGAGGACGACUUUGAGGAAGUCGUUUCCUUCCUUGCAGAGGACUACUUCCAGAGAGAACCUAUUACCCUGGGCACGGGCGCCAACGAGGAGUGCCAGCCGGGCAAGGGGCGCAUGGGCGAGGACGUCCGCAGGUGCCUCCAGUCCGGGCUCUCGGUGGGCGCGAGGGACCGGAAGACGGGACAGCUGAUCGGGCUGCGCGUGAGCAACCUGCUGGACAGACAGAAGCCCUUUAAGUCUACACAGCCUCGUAAUGAAUUCGAGGAGGUCUACCGCAUCGCAGAGCACGUAGUGAAUCACGUGUUCGAAGAGGAAGCAGACAAGUUCCUCAUGAUGUUCCUGCUCAGUGUCCAUAAGGAUUACGGCGCUCGUGGCAUCGCUGGCAGGAUGAUCAAGAUGAGCAUGGAGGCCGGGGCCCAGCCCAGGGCGCUCAAUAGCCUUACACUUGGCAAUCAGCCAACGUGGCUCCUCGGGGAAGGUCUUCGAGAAACUGGGCUUCAGGAAGGGCUUCACGCUGGAGUACGAGAAGCCCGGACACGACUUUAAGGUGGACCUCACGAAGAUGCAUGGCAAUAAGGUCGCUUAUCUCGUGAUGAAGGAGUUGCCGUGAGACCUAAGUGGGAAUUUGGGUUUGGUCAUUGAUAAGAGAAGUGUUUUUUAUUUUUUUUUUCUUUCUUUUUUUCCUUUAACAUGUCGAUU
Molecule: messenger RNA, 771 nt
Organism: Penaeus vannamei (Pacific white shrimp)
Lineage: Eukaryota; Metazoa; Arthropoda; Malacostraca; Decapoda; Penaeidae
Source: RefSeq, a predicted model, not a curated record